GUGUUUUUUUCCUGCAGGCUCCCUGGACAGACAGAGUUGUUGGAAUAGACAGAUGUUGCAGCUGUUUCCAGCAGGCCUCCAUAUUGCUAGAGGUCGAGAGAAGAGAAAGGGUCCCAUGCUCUCUGCCGGUGAUGCCGAGUUCCCGCGGGAUUACCACACCCUGGCUGCCGGCAGUGGCCGCGGGGCCCGGCGGUUCGCCGACAACAGCAACGGGGGCUUCACCUCGUCCUCCCUGGACCGCCGGCACAACUCGGUGGCUGCCAAGAGCCUGGAGGCGCUGAACAGCAUCCACAAGGCGGACAUCGAACGCCAGAGAGACGCCCUAAUGGACCUCCAGAAGAACAAGUACACCAACAGUCCGGGCAGCCUGUCGCAGGGAUCCGUGCCUGCAGGACGACAGCAACAACCAAACUACUGGAGCUUCAAGUCUCGCACUCCUCGUGUGACUCGACUCAGUCCACCACAGCCGGCUCUCGCAGAUCAGGCCAACCGGGUGUCCUUUGCGUCGGCUGAGAAUCUGGAGACCAUGUCGGAGCCUGACAUCCCCAUCGGCUUCAACAGGAUGAACCGGCUCCGCCAGAGUCUGCCGCUGGCUCGCUCGUCCAGCCAGGCUAAGCUGAGAGCUCCAGGGAUCUUGUUCCUGCAGCUCGGGGAGGAGACCCGCAGGGUGCAUUUGACCCACGAGCUGACCAGCCUGGACACUCUGAGGGCGCUCAUUGUGCACAUGUUCCCACAGAGACUCACCAUGGCAAUGCUCAGGUCUCCCAGCACGGCGCUGCUGAUCAAAGAUGAGACCCGUAAUGUCUUCUACGAGCUGGAGGACCCACGGGAUGUUCAGGACCGCUGCGUAAUUAAGAUUUACUGCAAAGAGCCGAUCUAUGGCACCUACCCCGGACACCACAACCCACACCUGGCCAACGGAGACCUGAGGAGGGAGAUGGUGUAUGCUCCUCAGGAUUCUCCACCAAAUCGCCGCCUCAGCAACCCGCCCAUGUCCUCCCAGCAUUCAUCCUCCUCCGCCUCACCCCAGGGCUCACCGUCUCGUGCCCGACUCCUCUACAGUGGAGGCAGACCCUCUUCCUAUGCUGGGCCACCCCACCACACCCACUCCCUGCCUCACCCAGCCUCCCAGUCCCACCACUCUUCUCCCCACCAGCAACCACAGCUCCAUCAGCCCCACCACGCCCAGCCGGCCUUCUGUGCCUCCUCCAGCGCCAUCCUGGAGCGCAGGGACGUGAAGCCUGAUGAUGAAGUGGGGGGAUCCAGGAGCAUGGUGCUGCUGCGGGGCGACGAGCGUGGGGGAGGGGGGAUCUAUGCAGACCCCUACUCUCUGGGUCCAGAACCAAGUCGUCUGAGUCUGGCAGGAGGUCCUCACUCCCCUCUGCCAGCGCGAGCAGACCCCUAUGGAUCGUUAUACCGCAGAGGAGGAGGAGGGGGAGGAGGGGGAGGAGCUGGAUCAAUGCGGUCUCUCACCUCUUAUACAGCAGCUGCUUUACAAGGAGAGCUAAUGGAAAGUGGUGCCCUCUACAGACCAGGAGGACCACUUUAUAAUGAUGCCUACGCUGCGUCAAUGUUGGCUAUGGGACUACGGGUGCCUCAGCCGUCCUCCCCUCAGAAGAUCCCUGACAUGAGGGAUUCAUACGGGGGCACCAUGCCGGGUCGGGGCUCCCCUGGGAGGCAGAGCUUGAGAAGGGACUCUGUGACCUCAUCAGUGUUCGGGGAUAGUCCCAAAGCCCGGGGCCAGGGCCCAGGGUUAGGAUUGACGUCAGAACAGCUCUGCUUGAUGGCUGGACCUGGAGGAGUAGAGGGAGGAGGCGCCGGAGGGUUUGGAUCACCUCUAAUGGGGAACGAAACAGAGACAAGGGAGCGUAUGGAGGCCAUGGAGAAGCAGAUAGCGAGCCUGACGGGACUGCUGCAGAGAGUGCUGAGCAGAGCGCCUGAGGCAGAAAGCCCGGAGAAGAUUGAGUCAGCCAGUGACUGCUCAGGAACUGACACACUGACUCCGUCUGCUCCUUUGGCCCUGAUGCCCCCUCCACCCUCAGGGGCCAACCAGCCUGUGACAGUGUCCCGUCUGCAGAUGCAGCUCCACCUACAAGGCCUGCAGCAGAACACCAACGCUCUGCGCAAGCAGCUGUCACAGCUACGCAACAUGCAGCUGGAGAACCAGGACUCGGUCUUGUCCCUGCUGAAGCAGACAGAGUCAGAGCUGAGCCUCAUGAUGCUAGAUGCCAUGCGUACACAGGAGGACCCACUCCAGAGACAGCGCCUCCUAGUGGAGGAGGAGAGACUCAAAUACCUGAACCAGGAGGAGCUGCUCAUCCAGCAGCUGCAUGACCUGGAGAAGUCGGUGGAGGAGCUGCAGAGGAAUUCGUCAGUGAACCAUGGCCUGGUGACGGAGCAGGAUGUGGAGCAGAAGAGCAAAGAGCUGAGGAAGCUGGGAGAGACGCUCACUGAGCUCAAGAACCAGUUUCCCAGCCUGCAGAGCAAGAUGCGGGUGGUGCUGAGGGUGGAGGUAGAGGCUGUGAAGUUUCUGAAAGAGGAGCCACACCGCCUGGAUGCCCUGCUGAAGCGCUGCAACACCAUGACAGAUGCGCUCAGCACGUUGCGCAGACAAGUCACAGAAGGAGUAUGGAAGGGCCCUGAGGACCUCUCCAGCCAAUCACAGAAGAGAUCUGAAGACAUGAGUCGCAGCUCGGACCUGGACAUCCUGAACAGUCCUCCUCUGAGUCUCACAGACUUGAGCACGAGUGCCGGUCUUGCCAACUGGAUGCCCGUUAAUGCCGGAGAAACAGACACAUCAGGCCCUGAACAGGACAUCCAGCCCUCCAUGACCUUCAGAAACCGGGUCCUAGAUGAACUACCAAGUCGGCGUCCUGCUGAUAAAUCUGUUUCUGCUGAAGUCAGACUGGCUGCAGAGCGUGACUGGGAGGAGAAGCGUGCCAGUUUGACCCAGUUCAGUGCCCAGGACAUCAACCGGCUGCUGGAGGAGACCCAGGCCGAGCUGAUGAAGGCCAUCCCAGACCUUGACUUCGCUGCCAGGCACAUCAACAAACCUGCCGUGCCUCCCAAGCCCCAGAUCACCAUCCCAAUAACCUCCACUACAGCUACGUCCUCUGCAGCCGGAACCACUGGGACCACAGCCACCACCACCACAACCAACACAUCCAGUGGGGAACCGCAGCCUGGGAAAGUGCAGCUCGCUGCUCAGAAGCUGAACAGUAUGGAGGGUGCUGGGUCACCUCGAGGGUCAGUGGAUCUAAAUGUGGCCCGUUAUCGUACAGAAAAACCCUCCAAGUCUCCGCCUCCUCCUCCACCACGUCGGAGCUUCCCGUCUGCGCACGGCCUCACCACCAACCGCACCGGAGAGGUCAUCGUAACCAACAAGAACCUGAAGAUGGAAGAAGACGGCGACCUUCCUAAAACUCUGGUGAAGCUGAGGCGGACCCCGUCAGACACUCCCCGACCCGCCUCCACCCCACCUGUGAUUGCUGCGUCGGCCAUCCAGGACGAGGACGACGAGGAGAAGAUCAUCGCUGAGCUCGAGAUAUUUCAGAGGACGCCUGUAAAAGUUAAAAAACGGUCCAGCUCCUUACCAAAGACCACAUCUACUCCUCCCUGCACACUUGGGUCUUUGGGCAGAAAGAAUAGCACCAACUCUCCAGGGCCGGUGAAGGGCCCCACCGUCGCAGCCAGACUCAAGCACCUUCAGCAAGGAAGCCUGGAGAGGCCAAAAACCCGCAAACAGAAAGAGGAUUUCCCCAAAGUCCAGGGCCAGCAGCAGGUAUUCCACUUCUAAAAGCUCCACCUCUGACGCUGCGUCUGCCUCUGACUUUCCUCUCUGCAGUCACCUCUGACGAAGCUUUCCUGCAACUUCUGCGAUAUCAGAAAAACUGCGCAGGCCGAAGCAGCAGACAAUGAGAUAACACAAAAACCAGAGGGGGAUCUAUCUACAGAAACCGUGAUUUUUACCAGUUCUUGAUGUGUGUUUUGACAUUUAAGUUACUGGAUCUAACCUAGCCUGCGUAGAGAUCAAGUUUUUGUCGUACGAGUAUGUCGAUGUUUUGAUUUCCUGACGAAGGUCUUUGGUGGUGCUUGUGACUGAUCAAACUAGCUUUACUAUACUAGUCACAUAGAUUCAAAAACAUCCACUGCCUCCAUAAUUUCAGCAAAGCCACGGAAUUAUUUCAUAUCUCAGCGUCAGAUUAAUGAAAUUUCACCAUGAUCCAGCCUUUUUUUUCUCUCACUGAGCCCUCAUCUCUCGCUCUUUUCAUGCGGAAAUUAUUCACACUGCUGCUUUUUAUUUUUAUUGCCCAUUCUUUAAAUCUCAAGGUUAGCAGACAGUGCUGCUGCAGAGAAAGUGUUUUAAUAUGUUUGUGAGGCUGGCACUGAGCAGCCAAGAGGUCCUCAUUCCAGCCAAGAGGCCAAUCCAUUAAGCAAGCUUACUCAGAAUUGCCUUUUAACAGCUCUAAAUGCUACAAAUUAUUAUGCAAGAUGACAAGAGAGAAGCACAAGGUGUAAGGUUAGCUGGAAAAGCUGUUUUUAUAGACAAGCUUUUUAGUUUAACGAGUGCAUUAAAGAUAAUUAUAGAAAGUAAAAGAGGGAAAGACGACAGUGGGAGGUAAGCAAGACUGACAGAGCACAUACAGAGAGGUGAGAGAAAUUUAAAGGUUUUAAUCUAAUGAGCAACUGCACAACAUUAUUUUAAACCCCCACUGCUGUCUGGCAUUUCAAAAGCUUUAAGAUCAGGUUUUUCUGUAUUUGUCCUGCAACUACUGGAAUAUUUUUGAGUUCCUGCUACAAAAGGAACCAGAGAAGUAGAGGAGCCCUUAAUGAUGCCGAGUGCCAAGGGUAGUUGGGAUGCAUAAUGCAAAAUCUAAAGCCAGUCCAACAGCUCAUAAAUGUAGAGGAUAAUCAAAACACAAGCAUGUCAAUGAAACUUAUUUGUGCACAUCGUCUUCCUAGCUUCAUUUUUAUCAUUUAAUUAUGCACAGAUUUGGCUGUUUAACAUCAGUAUCAGCCCACAAACAUCAGCCAUCAGCAAAUUAUGUGGCAUGAACUAAUGUUGGUAGCCAAUGUUUAUCAGCUGUGUUCAGUCAGUUUAAAGCAGUAACCUCACUGCUGAAUCAAAUAAGAGAGGAAGUAACCGUUGGACAAACUGUGAUCAUUUUUCAUGGUCAAACAUGAGACAAAAUGUUGGUACUUUGUGAAUCUUGCACCAAAUUAAGUGCUGAAAAGUCACUGAAAUGGAUAGUUAGCUUAAUUAUUAUUUAAACAUUGUGUCGGGCCUUAUUUCACAAUCAGUGCAUCAAAAAUGAGAUAAAACCACAGUUCACCUGCUGCAAAAUACCAGUUUAAUACAUUUUUUGUGCCUUUAAUAGUGUGUGAAAGCAAUCCCACUUCUCUUGUUUUUGUAUAUUGCCUGACUCAACAUGAGAAUGGCAUAGAAAGGAUCAUCACCUUCAGUACAACUGUUGAUAUCAAAUUUGCAAUAUUGGUCCAGAAAUCACAAUUAGAUAUAUUUCCAGAAUCAUCCUUCCCUAUUUUAAUCUAUCUACUAUUGUGCUGAUUAUGAUCUAGAAGGAUUUAUUGCUUGUCUUUGUUAAAAAAAUACACAAGAGUAGGAACCUAUAAAUAAUUGCAUAUUAAAUGGUUAUUGCAAUUUUUUUUAAAUAAUCACAAUUUGGUUAUUUAUACCAAAUCAUUUAGCCCUACUUAUAGCACAACAAGAACACACUGACCAAGACCUACUGCUUCUGAUUCGUGUUCAGGUUGAAUUUUUAUUAGAUUUUUUUUAUAAAAUCAACAUGAAAAAAACCUGGAGAAGGAUGCAUUCACUCAAGGUGAUCCGUACUGUGCUCAAGCGUGUUGGAUGGCUAGACUCUGUUUAUCUAGUGUGAAUGCUCCUCACAGUGCUUAACCUCAGCACUCUUCCUGGGUCCUGGUACAGAUGGAAGAGCUUAUCAUCGACAUGUAAGGGCUACUCAUGCACCAGAUAAAGCAAUGGUCCUUAACAUGUACAUGACAUACAAUUGACAUAUAUCCCUCAGUUCUAGCUGGCUAAAAUGACUCAAAAGAAGUCAGAAAGGUAGAAAAGCUGCAGUCAUGUUUUCUGAUUUUUCUUGCAAGCUUCAGGACAUGCCUUCUUUUAUGAAGCCAUGCUUGUGUUGUUUGGCGUAUCAUUAUGUUUGCACAAGAAGGAUGGGGCUCUGUUAGUGCAGGUUAGCAGGGUGCUAGAGAGAGGGGUCAGUCCUGCUUGGUAUGGGGCAACUGGGCCUUGUGUGAGUGCAGGAAUGAAAAAUAUAAAUAUGUAGAGAGACCAAAAAAAUAAACAAUAAAAUAAAAAAUAGAAUCAUGCCCCAUGUUACAAUAGUAUCUCAGUCUAAUUUUUCUUGUGUGUGGCAUUGCAACAAGUAGCCUUUUGUCACAUCAUGACAGUGCAGAUAGGCAAAGAACUAAAUUAUGUAUUUUUAUUUUACUUUAUUUUGUUUUUUUGUCAUUAAUGGACAGCUGAGAGACAGGAAAUAUGAGGAGAGAGAGUGAGGCAAGACAUGCACUGAAGAGUGACAGGAUGGGGAUUCGAACAUGUGACCAGUGCAAAGAGGACUGACGCUUCCUUGAACGGGCGCUUAAUUAGUUAACAUAUGCAAGUUAAGGCUCUUAUGUU
Molecule: messenger RNA, 6664 nt
Organism: Cheilinus undulatus (humphead wrasse)
Lineage: Eukaryota; Metazoa; Chordata; Actinopteri; Labriformes; Labridae
Gene: srcin1b
Exons: 19
Coding region: 53-3796 (1247 amino acids)
Biological process (GO): regulation of dendritic spine morphogenesis
Cellular component (GO): postsynaptic density; cytoplasm; actin cytoskeleton
Source: RefSeq, a predicted model, not a curated record